This is a messenger RNA of Drosophila serrata, 1295 nucleotides long. RefSeq names its product phosphoglycolate phosphatase. NCBI's taxonomy places the organism in Eukaryota, Metazoa, Arthropoda, Insecta, Diptera, Drosophilidae. The record is from RefSeq and is a predicted model, not a curated record. Gene Ontology annotation, molecular function: phosphatase activity. Gene Ontology annotation, cellular component: cytoplasm.
AAACCGGAUUGGCGCAACAGCAACAGGCGCGCCAACAGCUGCUUUAUUUCUCAGGGAGUUCCUCAAUCGAAGAACCUUAAUUCAUAAAUUAAAAGUGAUGUGUAAAAGAUAGCUCGACACCGCGCAGCAAUUAAUGAUAUCUCGGAUUGGUUCACUGAAAGCAGCCAUGACCAUCUACAAGCAGACGUGCACGAAUCUCCUGGAAUUGUCCUCGGGCAAGGUGACCGAGUGGCUAGACAGCUUUGAUUCUGUUAUAACAGACUGCGAUGGCGUCCUUUGGAUCUAUGGCCAGGCCCUGGAAGGAUCUGCGGACGUGAUGAACCAAUUUAAGGCCAUGGGCAAGUCCAUCUACUUUUGCACAAACAACUCAACCAAGACCCGGGCGGAGCUCCUAAAGAAAGGUAUCGAUCUGGGCUUUCACAUCAAGGAGAGCGGCAUCAUAUCUACAGCCCAUGCCACGGCCGCCUAUCUUAAGCGUCGUAACUUUAACAAGCGGGUGUUCGUGAUAGGAAGCGAAGGCAUUACCCAGGAACUGGACGCCGUUGGUAUUGCCCAUACCAAAAUUGGACCCGAGGUCAUGCAGGGAUCGCUGUCCGACUUCAUGUCAAAGCAUUUAAAGCUGGAAACGGACAUCGGUGCCGUGGUCGUGGGCUUUGAUGAGCACUUCAGUUUCCCCAAAAUGAUGAAGGCCGCCUCGUACCUGAACGAUCCUGAGUGCCUGUUCGUGGCCACCAAUACGGAUGAGCGUUUUCCCAUGCCUAAUAUGAUAGUGCCCGGCAGCGGUAGCUUCGUCCGUGCCAUCCAAACGUGUGCUGAGCGUGAUCCGAUGGUGAUUGGCAAGCCCAAUCCGGCCAUUUGCGAGUCAUUGAUCAGCGAAAAGAAGAUCAAUCCCGCCAGGACUUUAAUGAUUGGCGACCGCGCCAACACGGACAUCCUGCUGGGUUAUAAUUGCGGCUUCCAGACCCUUCUAGUCGGCUCCGGUAUCCAUCAGCUGAAGGAUGUGCAGCAGUGGAAGCUGAGCAAAAAUGGGGACGACAAGAAGCUCAUACCUGACCUGUACCUGCCCAAGUUGGGGGACCUGCUGCCUGCGAUUGUCAAGAAUUUGACGGGCGAAAAGUAAAUGAAUUAAUUGAUCGUGUGAGAGGAGGCUUUACGUUAGUUACAUAUGUUUAUGCAGGUCGCAGAAUCAACCAUUUUUAAAUAUCUAACACAAAUUUAUAGUACAAUUUAUUCGGCGGAAUAUAUACAUAUUUAAAUCUAAAUAAAUACACAAGCAUUUUGUAGCAGUUCACAAA